Messenger RNA from Scleropages formosus (Asian bonytongue), 897 nucleotides. RefSeq names its product small nuclear ribonucleoprotein Sm D2-like. The coding region runs from base 122 to 478 and encodes 118 amino acids. Lineage: Eukaryota; Metazoa; Chordata; Actinopteri; Osteoglossiformes; Osteoglossidae. Gene Ontology annotation, molecular function: RNA binding. The transcript has 3 exons. The record is from RefSeq and is a predicted model, not a curated record. Gene Ontology annotation, biological process: RNA splicing. Gene Ontology annotation, cellular component: small nuclear ribonucleoprotein complex.
CAUAUUAUAUAGCUUCCUGUGCACGGAAAACGUUGCUUUGAGAAAUCCUUCAGCUUCUUUUACACUCUUGAGUUUUUUUUUUUUUUUGUGGUCUUCUUGUUUGCACCGUUUCCGAACAAACAUGAGUUUGCUGAACAAGCCCAAGUCGGAGAUGACCCCAGAGGAGCUGCAAAAGCGGGAGGAGGAGGAGUUCAACACGGGGCCGCUGUCGGUGCUCACCCAGUCCGUGAAGAACAACACGCAGGUCCUCAUCAACUGCAGGAACAAUAAGAAACUGUUGGGCCGGGUCAAGGCCUUUGACAGGCACUGCAACAUGGUGCUGGAGAAUGUGAAGGAGAUGUGGACGGAGGUCCCAAAAAGUGGUAAGGGCAAGAAGAAGUCCAAGCCAGUCAACAAGGAUCGAUACAUCUCCAAGAUGUUCCUGCGUGGUGACUCUGUUAUUGUGGUUCUGAGGAACCCUCUCAUCACAGGGAAAUAACUUUUGGCCUCUAUGCUUCUCUCCUGCUUUUCUUUCCAAAUUGGUAGCUCCUGUUCCCUUUUUUUCAUUUAAGUAGUUUGAACUUUAAUAGAAUUUUACCUGGUAUCUCAGGUAUCAGUCAGUUCCUGAUAGGGACUUUCAAAGCCCUAGAGGGCUGGAAUUGCCUCUUUAGGCUGUUCUUUACUACUGGCUUUUUUUUUUCUUUAAAGUCUCUGCAUAUUUUAUUUUUGUCAAGUUUAUGAAUGAAAAGGAUGUAAAAAGCAACAGUGAAACAUUUGCAGGAGUUUGCCAUGCAAAUAUAGCAGAUUGCUUUUUUUAUUGAAUGGAAGUUAUCCUUUCAAUAUUCACUCUUGGAAUGUCUUCACUAGUUGAUGUAAUUUGUAUUUGCUUUGUUUUUGUAAUAAAAUGUGUAAAUAUCA